Molecule: messenger RNA, 1801 nt
Organism: Fonticula alba
Lineage: Eukaryota; Rotosphaerida; Fonticulaceae
Exons: 3
Coding region: 278-1618 (446 amino acids)
Source: RefSeq, a predicted model, not a curated record
CGCCGCGCAUCCAGCCCGCGUGCUCACCCCCGGUCGUUGUCCCUGUUCGCCCCUUGGUGUGCUGGCGCUACCUUGACCAUCGUAAAGGCACCGGGACCCACCGUGUACCUCCCAGCCUCCAAACCAGCCUCCGAGUCCUCACUUUUCCCCUCGACACUUCGACACCGCGGCCCACACCCCGCACAGGCACUCUGUCUGCACGCAGGCCCCGCUCCGCCCCAUCCCCCUGCCCACCCUUGCACCCUGCCUGCAUUGCGCUCGUCAAACUCCAUCCCACAUGACCCGGAUCGAGGCCCCGGCGUCUGGCGGCAUUGACGCCGGCGCCCUGGCAUGCGCCCUGCUGGCCCCCCUGCCGGCGGUGCUUCACUCGUCGGCCCUGCAGUUUGCGCGCCUGCUGGAGCAGUAUCGUCGCAAUGGAACCCGGGCGCCUCCCCUGGACGAGGUCGCCCUGGUGGACCUCCUCCAGCGGGCUCCUGCCGCGUUGGAGCGCGUUCCGGGCUGGCUGCGCGACCUUCGCGAUCGGCGGCCGGAGCAACUGCUCCAAAUUCGGCAACACCUGCAGGCGGCCCUGCAGCCGCUGCACGGCGCCGUCAGCAGUAGCUCUCAGCUGCUCCUGCGCUUCCUUGUGCAGGACGCCCCGGAGGUGCUGGUCCUCGGGGCCCUGCUCGGAGUGCAUGCCCUGUCCCACACGGACACCCUGGCCCUGGCAGGGCAGCUGGCCCGGCGGACCGGGGCCGCACCGAUCACCCCGACCGACUCCCCGAGCCUGGCCCCAGCCCCGGCCUUGGGCUUGGCAUCUGGCGAGCUUGGUCGCGUGUCCUCCCUGCCGGACCUGGCCUCGCUGCGGGCAUUGGCCGACCUGGAACCGAAUGCUGCUGGCGAGGCGUCGGACCCCGCUGGCGGGGCACGCUUCGCUCUCGGCGACCGGGAUUCCAGCUCGUCCGAUCUGCCUGCGAGCCUGCUCGGUGGCAUCCAGACCGAGCCUCCCUCUCCGGUGGGGUUCUUCCCCCCGGCGGCCGAUCAGGGUGCCGAUGGCCACACCUCGGCCAAGUGCUACGCCCCCACCGAGAAGCUGCCCCCCCUGUCGGACAGCGAGCCCGAGGACACCGGGUCCGGCAAGCCGGUCCUCGGCCCGGAGGACGAGGUUUAUGACCCGGAGAUGUGCGAGCGGAAUAACAUGCACAUCAAGGCCCUCGCCCGAUUGGGCUAUGUGUCCUGGUUUGUGAACAUCCUUUUCAACCAGGCGGCCAACCGCGGCAAGCAGGUCCCCAAGCUGUCCAAAAACCGCGGCUGCAACCCCCGAAUCCGGCCGCUGGCUCCCCCCCGGGCCGUGGUUCCGGAGAAUCACGUCUGCGUCAUUUGCAUCGAGGAUGUCCGCUUGACACACCUUUCGGUGCAGCUGUACUUCUGUGGCCAUGUCUUCCACUCGGGCUGCAUGGUGGACCUGCUCCAGUCGAAUCCGAUCGCCCCGUGCCCCUGCUGCCGGACGCCCCUGCACCCGAAGGAACGCCGCGUUCCACGCCUCACCCUCAAUGACUCGGAGCUUCGCACGCACAUCCGCCACAUGCAGCACCAGGCCCAACAGGCACAGCAGCAGCGCUCGCGCGCUCAAACCUGACACCGUGUAGCCAUCCUGCACACCGUGUAGCCACGCGCAUGCACGCACGCACAUAGUCCGCUGGCAUGAAUGCGCACGUGCGGAACUACGCGAAGAAAAAGCGAAAAGAUACAAAGUUGCACCCCCCCCCCCCCCUACCCUUCCCCUCCUCCAAAAUACAUAGACACACAAUAUAGACUCCCA